Molecule: messenger RNA, 1392 nt
Organism: Boeremia exigua
Lineage: Eukaryota; Fungi; Ascomycota; Dothideomycetes; Pleosporales; Didymellaceae
Product: NADP-dependent oxidoreductase domain-containing protein
Exons: 3
Coding region: 154-1272 (372 amino acids)
Biological process (GO): D-xylose catabolic process
Cellular component (GO): cytosol
Molecular function (GO): D-xylose reductase (NADPH) activity
Source: RefSeq, a predicted model, not a curated record
GCAUGGAAGGCUAAAUGCAUCUAAGAGCUUAUCCACCAGGGUAAAGAGAAGCUCUGGCUGUAUGGUAGACGGCGUGAAGCCCGUGUUCGUUUCGUGUUUAGCGCGCUGUAUAUACCGAAGAGGUGCCCAAAAAUUUGCAUCAUCCAAGAGGCUAUGCUUGCUGGUAUCUGUUACCGCGCGACUACUAAUAUCCCUCGAGCCUGCUCGUAUUUCCGACUUUCAUACCCAGCUUUCAAACCAGCCCUCAGUUCUGCAAUACAGCGACUUCCUCCUUCGAACCGCAGCUUCCUCACAACAAUGGCUGCCAACACUCCGUACGUCACGCUUAACGAUGGCAACAAGAUGCCUCAGGUCGGAUUUGGGCUGUGGAAGGUCGAUAAUGCCACCUGCGCGGACACUGUAUACAACGCCAUCAAGACUGGGUACCGACUGUUCGAUGGAGCCUGUGAUUACGGUAACGAGAAGGAAGCCGGAGAGGGUGUCGCACGUGCUAUCAAGGAGGGAAUUGUGAAGCGUGAGGAUUUGUUCAUUGUGUCAAAGCUGUGGCAAUCUUUCCACGACUACGAGCAGGUUGAGCCUAUCACCCGGAAGCAGCUUGCUGACUGGGGUGUUGACUACUUUGAUCUUUGGGUUAUCCAUUUCCCUGUAGCGCUCAAGUACGUCGACCCCAAGACGCGCUACCCACCUGGCUGGUACAACGAUGAAGCCAGCACCAAGAUCGAGCACAGCACCGCAAGACUCGAAGACACAUGGAGAGCCAUGGAGGACGUGCAGAAGAAGGGUCUCGCAAAGAGCAUCGGUGUCUCAAACUACAACGGCGCUCUGCUCCUUGACAUGUUCACAUACGCGAAGGUGAAGCCCGCGACACUCCAGAUUGAGCAUCACCCGUACUACGUCCAGCCAAACCUGCUCAAGCUUGCUGAGCAGCAUGGAAUUGCCGUUACUGCAUACUCAUCGUUCGGUCCUCAGUCGUUCAUCGAGUGUGACAUGAAGAUCGCCGCAGACACACCUCUCCUGUUUGACCAUCCGGUCAUUACAAAGAUCGCAGAGGCACACGGCAAGACACCAGCACAGGUUCUUCUUCGAUGGUCCACACAACGUGGUCUCUCCGUCAUCCCCAAGAGCAACUCGCAGAACCGUCUGCAACAGAACUUGGACGUAACAAGCUUCGACCUGAAGUCCGAGGAGAUUCAGCAGAUUUCGGAUCUGGACAAGAACUUGAAGUUCAAUGUGCCCACAAACUAUGGCAUCCCCUGUUACGUCUUCGCCUAAGCGCCUGACAGCGGCGCAACGCUCGACUACGGACCAAACGGUAUAGUCGCGAUCGUAUCGCGAUCGCAGCGGAUACUAGUCAUGAUGCAGCAAUCAACGAGAAACUGAAGAUAACCUUUG